UGGUCGGUGAACUGUUCCUCAAUUAUAUGGCCCUCAAAAAUUACAGGUCCCACUCUUUUUGCUUGUACAGCCUAGGCUAGUCAUGUUCCUGACGUUGCCAAGGCCAGUUGAACACAAUCCUCCAGAGUGAACGGUUCAACUCUCCACCGAGUUAUUCUAUUCUUUUCGUGCAACAUCCGUGAGCGCAGCCGUCAUGUCCGACGCAAAUAGUGUUUCCACAACGGAAUAAUUCUAUAUUGGGUGCCAUAGUUGAAAAUGUUGAACAUACUCAUGAUGUUCGUCCGCCAUGGUCAAAAGUCCCGUAUACCACCACCUGAGCAUGUCUCUCUUGAGGUGAAAGUUCAAUAGCCGAAUAAAUAAACAACGCGAGGGUGUGGAGUUAGAGACAAGAGAAGAGAAUGAUCUAAGAUUGAUUCAGGCAAAUCUGUACAAUGCCCGAAGAACCAAACGAGCAGAAGUCACCCAAGACGCCCGUCUCACCCAAGCGAAUGAUGCGACAGAAACGAGACCGGCGUAAAAGGAGUCUUUUACGGAAGGCUUAUGAGUACAGCAAGCUGUGUGACGCCGACAUCUGCCUGGGUAUUCGCAUUCGAGAGUCUGGCGAAGUCACCACGUUUCUGUCCGACUAUACAGGAUUCUGGUCGGGCUUUUCUUCACAACUAGAAACAUACUAUCCGCGACCGAUCCGGAAAACAGACAAGGACUUUGACUCAGAUCCUACUGAUGAGGACAAAUCAACCACAGCCGAAACUGUCGGGGCAGCGGGGACGACAGGGGACAAAUAAUGAUUGUGUGAAGCAGACAUUGCACUGGUUAUCGGCCUGAAGUGCAAUGGCCCGAUCUUCACAUUUUACUCCAACAGCCAGUGGCAUCCCUCGCGCGAUGAGUUGUUAGGCAACCAAUUAUUCAUUGUAAAUAGUAGUGAUAUUAAAGCCUUUAAGAACACGUGCUGCCCAAAACCCAGUGAACUGACCUGGGUCGAGCUAGCUGCUCAAUAUGAGAUGGG
Molecule: messenger RNA, 1006 nt
Organism: Aspergillus welwitschiae
Lineage: Eukaryota; Fungi; Ascomycota; Eurotiomycetes; Eurotiales; Aspergillaceae
Exons: 2
Coding region: 432-785 (117 amino acids)
Molecular function (GO): protein dimerization activity; DNA binding
Source: RefSeq, a predicted model, not a curated record